CCCCUCAGACAUGACAUUUAAAAUCCUCAAUGAGAACUCGGUGGAAACGUCAUGGACGAGACCCUCGUCGCGGACAGACGGCUUCAGACUACAAGUGGUGUCAGACGCAGAUGAACCAGUCAGAGACUAAAAUCACUGACCUGACCCCUGACUUGGACCACUCGGUGUCCAUAAACUCCUAUUACGGGUCCGAGGAGAGCAUUCCCAUCACUGGACAACUGACCAUCCAGUCCAGUAACACCAGUGGACACGUCAAGAAGCCAAAGUCAGACGCUAUCAACUAAAUGAGUCAGACAAACAUCUGACCUUCUGCUUUGGUAGUCAGUGGGGGGGCACACGUUGGCUCCUAUAAUUAAAACCAGUCUGUCAUCAAGGAAAGGUGUGUGUGUGUGUG
Molecule: messenger RNA, 394 nt
Organism: Pungitius pungitius (ninespine stickleback)
Lineage: Eukaryota; Metazoa; Chordata; Actinopteri; Perciformes; Gasterosteidae
Product: collagen alpha-1(XII) chain-like
Exons: 4
Coding region: 30-284 (84 amino acids)
Source: RefSeq, a predicted model, not a curated record